Falco peregrinus (peregrine falcon) is the source of this 2402-nucleotide messenger RNA. It is a transcript of the gene UBE2J1, whose product is annotated as ubiquitin conjugating enzyme E2 J1. Bases 584 to 1486 code for a protein of 300 amino acids. The record is from RefSeq and is a predicted model, not a curated record. The transcript has 9 exons. Lineage: Eukaryota; Metazoa; Chordata; Aves; Falconiformes; Falconidae.
CGCGGUCACGGCGGGGCUGCUGCCGCCGCUGCCACGUCAGGGGAGUUUCCCGAGGCGAGGGGAGGCGGGCUGGGCUGGGCCCGGCCUUUCUCCUCCUCCGGCCCCGGCCCCCGCUGCCGGAGACGCUGCGGAGGGAGAGAGCGAGCGGUGCCGGCUGCCAUGGAGGCCCGGUACAACCUCAAGAGCCCGGUUGUCAAUACUUUAUGUGAGCAUAAGAGGCUUGUGGGUCUUGCAAAAGGAUAUAUGUGAGGCUGUGAAGAUGUAAAGCAGCUAUUCAGGAGGCUUGUGGGUCAUGGAAAAGGAUGUAUCUGGGACCCUGAAGAUGGAAAGCAGCUGGCCUGUCUCUUGAUAAGUGGUGUUUCCAUUUGUUUUGUACCAGAAGUCAAAGGAACUGCCAAACCAAAUUCUAAAAGAAAAGCAGUGUGGGAACAUAUGGCUGCCCCAGACAGUUGUUACAUUUCUGCAAUGGCACAUUUCAGUUUUGUAAGAACAAUUGUUUUGUCUUGUUACUUGAGAUCUGCAUAAAAUUGGAACUUGACUAGUGAAGAACAUCACCGAGGCAGUGAAUGCUGUCAAACGUUUGAUGAAAGAGGCUGCAGAACUGAAGGAUCCUACAGAUCAUUAUCACGCACAGCCUUUGGAGGAUAAUCUUUUUGAAUGGCAUUUUACUGUUAGAGGCCCUCCAGAUUCAGAUUUCGAUGGAGGGAUUUAUCACGGGCGAAUAGUACUACCACCUGAAUAUCCCAUGAAACCACCCAGCAUUAUUUUGCUGACGGCCAAUGGCAGGUUUGAAGUGGGGAAGAAAAUUUGUUUAAGCAUCUCGGGCCAUCAUCCUGAAACAUGGCAGCCUUCAUGGAGUAUAAGAACAGCUUUACUAGCCAUUAUUGGAUUUAUGCCAACCAAAGGUGAAGGAGCAAUAGGAUCUCUAGAUUAUACACCUGAAGAAAGAAGAGCUCUUGCUAAAAAGUCACAAGACUUCUGUUGUGAAAUGUGUGGCACAUCUAUGAAGACGGCUCUCUUACCACUGACAUCCGGAAGCGUGUCAAGCCAGGCAGACAAGGAAGCUAAAGAACUUGCCAGACAAAUUAGCUUCAAGGCAGAAGUAAAUUCAUCUAGGAAGUCUGAUGCUGGACCGUCAAACACAUCGGGACUGAACCACUCUGCCGCUUCAUGUGAGCCCCAGCAGGAUGGUACAGCUAGAGUGCUCCAGGACCCAGCAAGCGCAAUGAAUAGCAGUGCCACGGCCAGUCAAGAGCAGACUCCGCCGGUGUCCACUAACACAUCUCUAAGUCCUCGGCAGCGCCGUGCCCAGCAGCAGAGUCAGAGACGGGCUCCGUCUUCAACUGACUUUAAUCGGGUGCAGCAACCAAGAGUCAACAUGAACCACACUGGAUCAACUGUUCUGAUCGUCCUUCUGACUUUUGCAUUGGCAGCUCUUAUAUUUCGUAGAAUAUGUUUGGCUAACGAGUAUAUAUUUGAGUUUUAAGGUUGUUCGUUGUGACAGCAGUGACCUGAAUGCUUCAUUGAACAUUCUGUGUUGGGUAUGACAUGAGAACUGUUUACAAAGAUUACCUUUUGUAUUCACGCUUAAAUCCUUAUGAAUGCUAAUGUACCUACAGAUACAUUACUUGUAAGAAAAGCGAAGUCGGCUAUUUAACUACAACAAGUAUUAAUUGAGCGCCCACAAGAGAAAGUGCAGUGGAAGAGUAACAUUAAGGCAUGUGGUAGGGAAAUCAAUCUGAGUAAUUUAUCAACUAGAAAAAGACAACUGAAAAAAAGCGGUUCAUUCACUUCUUUUGUGGAAUGUAAAUGCAAUUAAUCACCCCAUCUCAGUUAGUAUAAGAUUUGAUAUUGGAGAAGGAAUUAUAAAAUGUAACACUGCUAUGUGUUUGUGUCCAGUGAACUCCUAAUUUAGAGGGGAUACAGUUUAGUAACCACUUUUAUUUACCAUGACACAUUUCUAGAGGGGGAACACAUACGAAUUGGUUAUGAUGCUGCUUUGUGUGUGUGAAAGGGGGAAAGGAGUACGGGAGGAAAGAAGGGGCCAGAAAACUGCUUGCAUUAUUUUGAUUUUUAUUUUUUUGAAGAAAGAUUGGAUAAUCUUUUGCAAGAUUUGAAUGUCCUCUUCUAAUACUCUCAAUUGUAUAUCUUGGUUUUUUUAAAUUUGAAGAUUAUAUAAAACAUGUCUAUUCUUGCAAUAGUUAUAAAUAUGUAAUAUAAUUAUUUACCCAGAGCUAUUGUCUUUUAAUUAUACCAGAAAUAUACAUAAUGUGUUGAACUGGAUAUUUCAUAUGUGGUUUUAUUUACUAAAGAAAAUUUAAAACUUAAACUCUCAUAUGUAUGAACACGCUUAAGAGAAAUAUUUAUUAAAACCUGGGUAGUAAUAAACAGUUUAAAGCCAA